AUGGCUACUUUAUCUCUGCGAGUGACACUGUUUCCUCUGCUAAAAAAUGCUCCAUUUACACUUACACCUGCUAUUGACAGGAGGAGAAGGAGAAGGAGAAGGUUCCAUUGUUGCUUUUGUUCCUCUCCUCCCCAAUCAUGGCAACCUGUUCGUAAGAAAAAGGUUGUUAUGCGGGUCGCAUAUGUCGGCACCAAUUACCGAGGUCUACAAAUGCAACGAGAUGAACAUGCACUCUCCACUAUUGAGAAAGAACUGGAAAAUGCCAUAUUCAAGGCUGGUGGCAUCCGUGACAGUAAUUUUGGGGAUUUGCAGAAGAUUGGAUGGGCCAGAAGUAGCCGAACUGACAAAGGAGUUCACUCUCUUGCAACAAUGAUAUCCUUUAAAAUGGAAAUCCCAGAGAACUCUUGGAACGGAGACCCUUAUGGGUUUGCCCUUGCAAGUUAUGUUAACUCUUAUCUUCCUCGUGAUAUCAAAGUUAUUAGUAUUUUGCCUUCACAAAGGAGCUUUGAUCCCAGAAAGGAAUGCAUAUUGCGGAAGUAUUCCUACCUCCUCCCAGCUGAAAUUAUUGGUAUUCAGAGCCAGUCUAGCAAUGAUGAAACUGACUACCACAUAUCAGAGUUCAAUGAUAUUCUUAAUGCUUUUGAGGGGGGACAUUUUUUCCAUAAUUAUACUGCUAGGUCCAAGUACAGGAAACAGUCUCCUCGUUGGCAGUCACCAUCAAGGAGUGAUACAUCAGCAAUAGAGAGUAUAUCAGACUACGAGUCGGAAUGUGAGGACAAUGAUGGGGAAGAAAAUUUUAAAAUUGAUGAGGCAACAGAAAAUAUAGUGCGCCAAAGCCAAAAGUCUUCAGAAACUUGUGAUUUUGGUGAACCUGUCAUCGGCUCUAGCAAUAAGAAUGGAAAUGGUUUGCAUGAUCAAGACUCUAGAUUGGUUGUUCGUGCAAAAUGGUUAUAUGAACCUGAUGAAGCAGAUAGAUUAAAUGCUUCCCAUUUUAGAAAAGUUUUUCAGUGUUCUUGUGGAAAGCUGGAAAAAUCUCUUGGAUAUAAUUACAUAGAGCUCUCCAUACAGGGAGAGUCCUUCAUGUUACAUCAGAUAAGAAAAAUGGUUGGGACAGCUGUGGCAGUAAAACGCAAGUUACUACCAAAAGAUAUUAUAAUGCUGUCACUGGCAAAGUUUUCGAGAAUUAUUUUACCCCUUGCACCGUCAGAAGUUCUAAUAUUAAGGGGAAACAGCUUCUCAAUAAGAACACGGCCAGGAAAUGUAACAAGGCCUGAAAUGAUGACAAUUGUUGAAUCAGAAGAAAUUAUUAAAGCAGUUAAUGAUUUUUACACAUCAACUAUGUUACCUCAAGUUUCAAAUUUUUUGGAUCCAUCAAGAUCUCCUUGGGAAGAUUGGAUUGAGAAAUUGGAUGCUCACACAAGCAUACCGAAUGAUCAGUUGGAUGAGGUUAGGAAGGCUUGGAAUUUGUUGAAAGAAAAUUUCGAAAGUACAACUAGUGCUCAUCCAUCGUAAGUGAAGGGAAAAAGGUGAUGAUUACUCUUCUUAUCCUUUCAUCAGUUUCUUCUGAAUUUGGUCCCUUAACACGCUUUAAUUAAAGCUUCCAUUGGCCAGCACCUGCAUUUUUCUUUUUCUGCACUUGCCAAAACACUUGGUUGGUUAUCUGUUUCUUGCUAUUGUAUGGAGAAGGAAUUCAUUUUCACAUUUGUUCUGAUUGUCCUGCACCACAUGUAUACAUUGUGGGGUUGGUUUGCAGGAAAAACAGGAAAGUGUCCAUUUAUUUUCUGUACUAGAGUUGAAUAUUCAGCUUACCUGGCCUUGGAUCAAUCCAUGGACAAUUAUGCUGGCUCAUUAUUUGGUGUUAUGGAAGAAUUUGGGAGGAAAGAUGUGUUUUAAUUGGAUUGAAUGGCCCGUGGAAAUGAUUCCUCAAGAAUUCAUCAAAUGGAACAUCCGAGCAGGAUAUUACAACUUCAGAGGCUGACAAAAUUUCACUAGGAAAUGAAAACAUUGUCUUCAGGCUCCUCAAACAGCUACAAAUAAUCUUUCCAUGUUGGGUUAAGAGAUGGGAGGCUUCUGACUUGGUACAGGCAAUCAUUUACCCUCUGAAACGGAAGUAUACUUUCAUGUCACACUGACAAAUUAUCUUCUGACUAAAAUAUACCAUAGACUGUAUGAUUCAUUAUUUGAACACUUUUUUUUAGUCUUUAUUUUUUUUUUCAAUUUAACUUGAUUUUCCAUAAUUCCUGGCAGUAUGUAAGUUCUUUUCUAUA
This is a messenger RNA of Gastrolobium bilobum, 2267 nucleotides long. Its product is annotated as putative tRNA pseudouridine synthase. The record is from RefSeq and is a predicted model, not a curated record. The transcript has 7 exons. Lineage: Eukaryota; Viridiplantae; Streptophyta; Magnoliopsida; Fabales; Fabaceae. Gene Ontology annotation, cellular component: nucleus. Gene Ontology annotation, biological process: mRNA pseudouridine synthesis; tRNA pseudouridine synthesis. Gene Ontology annotation, molecular function: pseudouridine synthase activity; RNA binding. The coding region runs from base 1 to 1512 and encodes 503 amino acids.